Macrosiphum euphorbiae (potato aphid) is the source of this 471-nucleotide messenger RNA. The record is from the annotation of a GenBank genome assembly. NCBI's taxonomy places the organism in Eukaryota, Metazoa, Arthropoda, Insecta, Hemiptera, Aphididae.
AUGACUACACUAGCAGCAAGAGUGGAAGCCGUCUUGAACUCGCGACCAUUAGUAGCCCCGUCAGCAGAUCCAAAUGAUUUUCGGGCUCUGUCACCAGGUGAUUUUUUAAUUGGCCACCCGUUAGUGGACAUACCUGAAUCUGACGUCACGGCAGUUGCACAAAAUAGAUUGACGCGGUGGGAGUUACUCCGUCAGAUGUACCAAUCAUUUUGGAAGCGUUGGUCUACCGAAUACCUUACAUCAUUGCAAGGUCGAUCUAAAUGGUUAGACAACAAACCAAAUAUUAAGGUUGGUGAUUUAGUAUUGGUGCAUCAGCCCAACCAACCACCCAUUCAGUGGAAACUUGGUCGGAUUGAACAUACGCACCCCGGUUCAGAUGGAGUAGUACGAGUUGCGACAGUACGUACUGCCACCGGAACAUUAGUGAGGCCAGUGGUUAAACUAGCCAUACUUCCUAUCGAAUCUCAAUAA